Sebastes umbrosus (honeycomb rockfish) is the source of this 2993-nucleotide messenger RNA. RefSeq names its product calcium channel, voltage-dependent, beta 4a subunit (gene cacnb4a). Gene Ontology annotation, cellular component: voltage-gated calcium channel complex. Gene Ontology annotation, biological process: regulation of voltage-gated calcium channel activity; neuromuscular junction development; calcium ion transmembrane transport. Lineage: Eukaryota; Metazoa; Chordata; Actinopteri; Perciformes; Sebastidae. Gene Ontology annotation, molecular function: protein binding; high voltage-gated calcium channel activity. The coding region runs from base 332 to 1786 and encodes 484 amino acids. The transcript is spliced from 13 exons. The record is from RefSeq and is a predicted model, not a curated record.
AAGGGAUUGGCUUGUGUGUGAUCUGAGCUUGGAAGGCAGAUGAAAUGCCAGGUCCGCUCUGCCUCUGGGGACAACCGGGCUGCCUUACAAUAAUGGGAACCAACGCUCGCUCGGCUCGGGGGCAAUAAUAUCCAAUUCAGCGUCAGGAGAACACACGCUCCACCUUUUUCUCUCCAUCUGCUGCUCUGGUGUGGUCUGGUACCUUCAUGUGGAGGCUGCUGGUGGGCUCUCUGUCACUCCCCCGUCCUCAUCACCCAGCGCCGUCCUCUCAGGAACAGGUUGAUUGUCUAUUUUGCGCCGACGAGCUGCUUUUUUGGAAUCUCCCUCCUCCAUGUACGAUAACUUGUACCGACAUGGAUUUGAAGACUCGGAGGCGGGCUCAGCUGAUUCCUACACAAGCCGACCGUCUGACUCGGAUGUGUCCCUGGAGGAGGAGAAGGAGGGCGGCCGGCAGGAGAGGGAGCAGCAGGCCACUGUCCAGCUCGAGAGGGCAAAGACUAAAGCCGUGGCGUUUGCUGUGAGGACCAACGUGAGCUACUGUGGCGCUCUGGAUGAGGACAUUCCCGUGGCCGGCACCGCCGUCUCCUUUGAUGCCAAGGACUUCCUCCACAUCAAAGAGAAGUACAACAAUGACUGGUGGAUCGGCCGUCUGGUGAAAGAAGGCUGUGACAUCGGCUUCAUUCCGAGUCCUCUGAAGCUGGAAAACAUCCGACUCCAGCAGGAACAGAAGAGAGGACGCUUCCACGGCAGCAAGUCCAGCGGGAACUCCUCCUCCAGUCUGGGAGAAAUGGUGUCGGGCACGUUCAAGCCAAACCCCAACGCUCCAGGAAAGCAGAAACAGAAAGUGGCUGAGCACAUCCCUCCGUAUGACGUGGUUCCCUCCAUGAGGCCGGUCGUCCUGGUGGGACCGUCCCUGAAAGGUUACGAGGUGACAGAUAUGAUGCAGAAGGCGCUGUUUGACUUCCUGAAGCACAGGUUUGACGGGAGGAUAUCCAUCACACGGGUAACAGCUGACAUAUCGUUGGCCAAGAGGUCAGUACUAAACAACCCCAGUAAGAGGGCCAUCAUUGAGAGAUCCAACACCCGCUCCAGCCUGGCGGAGGUCCAGAGUGAAAUAGAGAGGAUCUUUGAGCUGGCCAGGUCUCUACAGCUGGUAGUGUUGGACGCAGACACCAUUAACCAUCCAGCACAGCUCAUCAAGACCUCAUUAGCGCCCAUUAUCGUCCACGUUAAAGUGUCCUCACCUAAGGUCCUCCAGCGGCUGAUCAAAUCAAGAGGGAAAUCUCAAAGCAAACACUUGAACGUGCAGCUUGUUGCAGCAGAGAAACUAGCACAGUGCCCGUCUGAGAUGUUUGAUAUUAUUCUGGAUGAGAACCAGCUGGAGGACGCCUGUGAACACCUGGCAGAGUACCUGGAGGCGUACUGGCGUGCUACACACACUUCACUUAGUACGCCACUCAACCCCCUGCUGGGACGCAACCUGGGCUCCACGGCUCUCUCCCCGUACCCCGCUGCCAUUCAGGCCCAAAGAAACCGCAACAGCAACCACACAACGACAGACCUUUCGCCCGUUGAGCGCCGCAACCUGAUGCCCGCCGACGAGAACUACCACAACGAGCGGGCGCGGAAAAAUCGCAACCGUCUGUCCUCGGGCUCGCAGCAUAGCCGAGACCACUCGCCUCUGGUGGAGGAGGACUACCAGGACCCCUACCAGGAUUCUUACAAGCCUCACCGUAACCGAGGAUCCCCGGGAGGCUACAGCCAGGACUCCAGGCACCGGCACUGAGUCGAGGCCCCCCGCUCGUCUCCUCUCUCUCUAACGGACGACUGAUGAAACUACUGCACUCAUUUGGACUGUAACAACCCUGUGUCGAUGUGUAGUACCUCAUUUUCCCUUUGGCCUCCUGCCAAAUUAAAGAAAUUCACUGCUCUUGCGUUGAUGUGAACAAGAUAUGAAAGUAGCACAAGAGCAGAGAAGUGAUGUUUUUAAAAGGGAAGGAUGAAGCUGGACCUGAUGUGAAUAUUCUUCUGAGUGCAGGUGAAAGUGUGCAACGCCUGCCGUCUCAGCUGUUACUGUAGCAUCAUGCAGGUAGGACCGUGAUUACAGGUCGCUACCUGCCUCUAGCCAGUGCCACGCAGCACCAGCGGGGAUGAUCAGCACAUAAACCUGUUUGCACGCGUCCAGGAGCAGCUAGAAGAAGAAGAAGAGUGUAAUGCAUCUUUAAUGCUCCUCAAGAGUUUGUUUGUCCGCCGCGAUGUUGAGUGUAAUAAGUGGAAGCCUGUUCCCCAAAUCCAGAGUUUCAAACACAUUUUGUUUUUUGAAGUGACAUUGUGGUGUUUCUCUGCAGGGUUCAUACAGUUGCCCCCCCUCUCUUUGUUAUUUCAUAACGCCAUUAACAAGACAGAGAUAUUAAACAUUUUUCAGAGCUCCAAACCUCAGGAACGAGAGGUCAUUCAGACCGAGAAGUGUGCUGACAGAUGUAGCCUUUAUCACCCAUCUGAUGGGGAUUUGAUUCUGAGCGUUAAGAGUUUUUAUGAUUAUAAAAAAGCUAUUAAUAUAUAUACAGUAUAUAGGAACACUUCCAGGACUAGGAGUCACUAGAGUGGUCACGCCAGCAUGUUUUUCAUACGCCAUGCAUUCAUCUAUGAGGGGUGGAAGUGAUAAAAAUGGAUGUGAAAUGAAAAAUGGAGUGAUAAAUUAUCAAUUGAUUGGAUUCAUUUAGAGCCGAUUUGACUAAAACAGUCAACAGAGCCAUGUUUCAUCAUUUUCACCAUCUUAAAUUCAUCAUUCAUAACACCAAACUGACAUUUAUCAUCUAAGGAAAGAGGCCUCAAAGGGGGGACAUAAGACAAGUGAUGAAAAUGCUUACAGAUUAACCCCCUGAGACCCGCGAUCCCGACUGACUUUACUGCCUUUCAGAGGCUCUAUUAGGUUCAGUUUUAGGGCUAGAGUGAAGCUACAGAUAUCAUAUGAAACUGGAAAACCAUUGGUA